UUGUUUUUGAUGCAGACUCGAGCAUGGCCGUGGAGCUCUGGAACAGAGUCAACGUCCCUUUUCCCAGCGCCGUGUCCGCUGUCCGUGUGCCCUUCACCGCACAGACAGCUGCAGACGUUGAAACGCUGCUGACGGAGAGCGAAAAUGUGCUGAAGCUGGUCCGCAGUGAGAUCCUUCAGACGGAGGUCAGGCUGCUGUACGAGCUGCUGUACGUCCUGAACAACAGCUACCAGGGCAACAAGACGUUCAAGGCACUGAAGCAGGUGGAGCAGUGUGUGAACAGGCUGAAGAACAUGAAGCUCGAUGCUGCUCUUCAGGAACUGUCAGAUCUGUGUCCGAACAGGAUCCAGAGGCAGCUGAGCAUCAAGGACGGUCAGUGUUUUGUUCCCAGUCAGCCCACGCUGGAGUGGAUCUGUCUCAAAGUGCUGGGGGCCGCUCGGCUGAUGAGCUGCACGCUGAGUCGCUGCAGCAGAGCUUUCACACUCUCAAAGCAGCAGAUGAAGUGGGAGGAGUUUGUCAUCCUGAACAUGGUGAUAACCAGCAUGAUCAGCCGCCUGUGGGUGAUUUUCCGUGGCGUGCUGCUCGCCCUGUCCGGCCUCUACCGGCAGCUCCUGGAGCUUCUCAGAGACGUAGCCCGGGUCCAGCCCAUGCCCUUCCUCACAGACUUCUCCCUGCCAGCUGAUCUGGCUCAGUUCCUCGGUCCCUCUGAUGUUUUGUUAUUGACCAAGCAUGCGGCGCACAGCAGAGCGCGGCAGGAAAAGAAGCAGCCGGCGAAGAAACUUCCAGCUGAAGCCAAGAAGACCUGCAUGCAGAAAAGAAAGCUCAAAGAAGACCUCGGCGUUGCAGUUAAAAGAGGCGUCGGCCUCGGAGCAGACAGGAAGUCUUUUUUCAAGCUCUGCAGGACUUUCACAGAGGGCAAGUCGACGCCCAAACAAACGUGCAGAGCUGACAGGAGACACGAGUUCCAGAAACAGGUGAGAGAAGCUGCUUCUUUCUCACACAUGGAGAUCCGUGUGGACGAGAUGAUUCGCUGGUGCAAAUCCCAGAGGAUGGGAAAGGAAAAACGCCUUUUAACCUUCCUGCAUUUAAAGUGCCGGCAGAUGAAAUACCUGGAGGCAGCGGGCUACAACGUCCAGAGGAAGCUGCAAACCUUCAAAAAGGAAGCUUGCUGGGCUUCAUCUCCAGAAGGAUCAGCGCCAAAGACCUUACGUUCGCUCGCCUCGAGGAGGAGAAGUGUCCACGGGAGAAUUCGUUUUCAUUCUCUCAGAAGGCGGUUUAUGAUGAGAGGCGGCGUAAAAAGGAAAGAGCAGGCGGGACGACAGACACGAGCUCGACUUGGCGGGGACGACCAGAGAAGCAGGACCGCACGAGAGGCGACGCGUCGGAGCACAGACUCUGACACUCACGAUGACAUCGAUGACAUUUUUGCCUCUGCAGGUCUGUGAAGCCUGAAAGCACCGAUUUAACGUCACAGACAGACGAACAGUCUGAGCAGUCGGCGUUUUUAAUCACUGUGCUCGCCAUGUUUAAUGUUUUUCUCAAUAAGCUAUAAAGCAUGGGAACAACUGAAACCCCCCAGACUAAAAGAUUCUGUUUUUAAUUUGGGUAUGCAUGGAACACACACUCACCAGCCACUUCAUUAGGUACGCCUGUUCCAGCUGCUUGCAUACACACGUGUGUAACCGCUGGUUAGCAUCAAGAUAUGCAAUAAAGCAUCUGUGGAUGCACAACACGUCAACGGUUAAAGAUCACAGCGAGUGUCGCUGCUGUGGUCCACCCGGGCUGGUUUCCUGAACAUGCCUGAAGGAUGUUAGCUGCAGUCUCAGAGCAGAGCCACGAUGAAUUAACCCAACCCAGUAUUAGACACCUGAUACAGUGAGUGUAUGAAAUCAAAUGUAAUAGAAAAUAAAUUAACUGAUGGAGCUGAAAUAUGACUGUGUGAGUAGAAUACUUAUUUAAUGAGCAUGCAGACUGAAGCCUGUGCUUUUGGUUUGAAGCACACUUCAGCUCCUGUCAGUCUUUACUGAAGCAUGCAUGCAGUGACAGCAUGUUUAUGUGCUUCUUCUGUCUGAAGUUUUUUCUUCUGCAAAGGAAAUGAAAAUCCGUUUGUGCAGCUGUGCCAGUUUUUAAAUCAGAUAACGUUGGAAGUCACGCACUACAGAUCUGAACGAGGCUAAGCAUUUUACCAGUGUACUUGGCUCCCCCGGUGGACUCGAGGAUCAGCGCACCGACAAAUUCCAGGCUCGAUUCAUCUUUGGGAAUACGGAAUAAUUCUUUCAUCCUACGGCCCGCGGCCGAAGCAGCGAGAGACGGCUCAGGUGUCAGCAGGAAUGAGUCUGUGCUGAAGGCGUCUCAGAGCCUGCAGUGGCUUCUGUUAGCAGACAGACGGGCACCGGUCCUGUUCUGACACCAUGCAGGGAUCUACUGUAGCAGCUGGCACACAACACUGUGCACCGAAUUAGGAGCUAAAAGGUUUGUUUUGUUACAGCCACUAUGUUUCAUCAUCACCUGCCAAAGAAGAUGGAGUUGUCCCAUCUGCACCAACGCUGCAGCUUUUAUCUCCGUCAGAGCUUCACUGGGCUGAGCUACAGUCUCACAUCAAACUGCCAGAUCUAUUUGAGCACAAUACUUAACUUUCUGGGUUUGUCAAGGUCCACUCUUUUAUUUUUCACACCCUGGAGGUGAGGAAGAGGUGCAGGAGUAAAAUCUUAAAGGUCUGCAUCAUGCAUGAGCACAGAAACUGAGCUGAGGCACAAGGUUAGUCUUGAUUCAACUUGUCUCAUUUAUCAUUUAAAUAAAAAGUAAUACUUCUGUAACAUUAGGGAAUUUUUUCCUGUUCACCAAAAACACCACACAGGCCUGCUGUUCAAAUGGACUUCUUAAAUGUAAUAUCAAUAACCUUGGACUAAUGCUGUGUAUAUCACA
Messenger RNA from Pelmatolapia mariae (spotted tilapia), 2925 nucleotides. RefSeq names its product nucleolus and neural progenitor protein (gene rmp64). Lineage: Eukaryota; Metazoa; Chordata; Actinopteri; Cichliformes; Cichlidae. Bases 24 to 1445 code for a protein of 473 amino acids. The record is from RefSeq and is a predicted model, not a curated record. The transcript has 9 exons. Gene Ontology annotation, cellular component: nucleus. Gene Ontology annotation, biological process: positive regulation of Notch signaling pathway.